GAGAGGGGGGAACCAGGGGUAGAGGGCGACAGAGAGAGGGGGGAACCAGGGGUAGAGGGCGACAGAGAGAGGGGGAACCAGGGGUAGAGAGAAAGGGAAGGACAAAAGUUGAAUGUUGACAGAGGGAGUGUGGAUAUUAAUCGGGAGAUAAACAAAAAGGAGGAGAGAGAGAGGGGGGGACGGGGGAAGAAAGAAAAAAACAAAUAGAUACACAUUGACAGAGUGGACUGGACUUCAAUGAAGCACUGACAUCAGCAAAAGAAAGGGGGAGAAAGGAGGUCACUGCAGUCUGAAGUAGGUGCUGUGCACUGUAGUUCCUUAAGCACGCUUACUAUGAAACAGGAGUUAGGACAAGCAAAGACAGACAGACGUUCUCUACACGAUUGAACCAUGUUGCUGAAGGAGUAUAGAAUAUGCAUGCCACUAACUGUGGAAGAGUAUAAGAUUGGGCAGCUGUACAUGAUCAGUAAACACAGUAAUGAGCAGAGCGGAGGAGGGGAGGGAGUGGAGGUGGUGAGGAACCAACCAGACACACAUCCCCAACAUGGCCUGGGACAGCUCACUGAGAAACGCAUCUACCUCAAUAGUAAACUGCCAUCCUGGGUGAGUGUGUUUGUCCCCAGGGUCUUCUAUGUGACAGAGAAGGCCUGGAACUUCUACCCUUACACCAUCACAGAGUACUCAGUCUCCUUCCUUCCUAAGUUCAGUAUCCGUAUUGAGACCAGGUUAGAGAACAACAAUGGUGACAACAAUAAUGUAUUUGGAGACAGGCCCACCCCUGCAGAGAGCGUGAGUCACCUGGAUAUCCUCAUUGACCCCAUCCCUGACAAACACUACAAGGAGACAGAGGACCUGAGUCGCUGGGUGUCUGAGAAGACGGGCCGAGGCCCCCUGGUGGAAGGGUGGCGUAAGGACAGCACCCCCAUCAUGUGCUCCUAUAAGAGGGUGCAGUGCAGUUUCGAAGUCUACGGCUUCCAGGGAAAGACUGAGGACUUCAUACACAGGAACAUCCAGGACAUCCUACUGGUGGGACACAGACAGGCUGUGGCCUGGACAGACGAAUGGCACGGGAUGAGUUUGGAGGAUGUGAGAGAGUAUGAGCGGCAGAUACAGGAACAGACCAACAGCAAACUCAAAUCAACCCAGAACAACAACACAGCCCCUCGUCCGGCAUACUCGCGCUCUAUGUCCGUCACAGAUGAGCGCUCUCUGAAGAAGAUGGGAGUGAAGACUAUGGCCAUGUCAGACCCCUCCACCUCCACACUGCCUCAUAGCACUGUCCGCCUUAACUCCACCCCCGAGUAACACACACGUUCAUACGGAUGCAUCACUUCCUGCCUGCUUAAACCCCUCCGUGACAGUAACAACACCGCAGCAGUUCCUUUUUGUUUUACGGCCAUCCACCACACACAUUUAACCAGUAAAGCUACACUGUCCACAGAAGCAGCACUUAGAGCACUCAGGUCCUACCCCUUUCUCCAGCUGUAACUAUAUAACCCAACCCCCUGUACCUACCCCUUCCCCAGCUGUAACUAUAUAACCCAACCCCCUGUCCUACCCCAUUCUCCAGCUGUAACUAUAUAACCCAACCCCCUGUCCUACCCCUUUCCCCAGCUGUAACUAUAUAACCCAACCCCCUGUCCUACCCCUUUCUCCAGCUGUAACUAUAUAACCCAACCCCUGUCCUACCCCUUUCUCCAGCUGUAACUAUAUAACCCAACCCCCUGUCCUACCCCUUUCUCCAGCUGUAACUAUAUAACCCAACCCCCUGUCCUACCCCUUUCUCCAGCUGUAACUAUAUAACCCAACCCCCUGUCCUACCCCUUUCUCCAGCUGUAACUAUAUAACCCAACCCCCUGUCCUACCCCUUUCUCCAGCUGUAACUAUAUAACCCAACCCCCUGUCCUACCCCUUUCUCCAGCUGUAACUAUAUAACCCAACCCCCUGUCCUACCCCUUUCUCCAGCUGUAACUAUAUAACCCAACCCCCUGUCCUACCCCUUUCUCCAGCUGUGACUAUAUAACCCAACCCCCUGUCCUACCCCUUUCUCCAGCUGUAACUAUAUAACCCAACCCCCUGUCCUACCCCUUUCUCCAGCUGUAACUAUAUAACCCAACCCCAUGUCCUACCCCUUUCUCCAGCUGUAACUAUAUAACCCAACCCCCUGUCCUACCCCUUUCUCCAGCUGUAACUAUAUAACCCAACCCCCUGUCGUACCCCUUUCUCCAGCUGUAACUAUAUAACCCAACCCCCUGUCCUAACCCUUUCUCCAGCUGUAACUAUAUAACCCAACCCCAUGUCCUACCCCUUUUUCCAGCUGUAACUAUAUAACCCAACCCCAUGUCCUACCCCUUUCUCCAGCUGUAACUAUAUAACCCAACCCCCUGUCCUACCCCUUUCUCCAGCUGUAACUAUAUAACCCAACCCCCUGUCCUACCCCUUUCUCCAGCUGUAACUAUAUAACCCAACCCCAUGUCCUACCCCUUUCUCCAGCUGUAACUAUAUAACCCAACCCCCUGUCCUACCCCUUUCUCCAGCUGUAACUAUAUAACCCAACCCCCUGUCGUACCCCUUUCUCCAGCUGUAACUAUAUAACCCAACCCCCUGUCCUACCCCUUUCUCCAGCUGUAACUAUAUAACCCAACCCCCUGUCCUACCCCUUUCUCCAGCUGUAACUAUAUAACCCAACCCCAUGUCCUACCCCUUUCUCCAGCUGUAACUAUAUAACCCAACCCCCUGCCCUACCCCUUUCUCCAGCUGUAACUAUAUAACCCAACCCUCUGUCCUACCCCUUUCUCCAGCUGUAACUAUAUAACCCAACCCUCUGUCCUACCCCUUUCUCCAGCUGUAACUAUAUAACCCAACCCCUGUCCUACCCCUUUCUCCAGCUGUAACUAUAUAACCCAACCCCCUGUCCUACCCCUUUCUCCAGCUGUAACUAUAUAACCCAACCCCCUGUCGUACCCCUUUCUCCAGCUGUAACUAUAUAACCCAACCCCCUGUCAUACCCCUUUCUCCAGCUGUAACUAUAUAACCCAACCCCCUGUCCUACCCCUUUCUCCAGCUGUAACUAUAUAACCCAACCCCCUGUCCUACCCCUUUCUCCAGCUGUAACUAUAUAACCCAACCCCCUGUCCUACCCCUUUCUCCAGCUGUAACUAUAUAACCCAACCCCCUGUCCUACCCCUUUCUCCAGCUGUAACUAUAUAACCCAACCCCCUGUCAUACCCCUUUCUCCAGCUGUAACUAUAUAACCCAACCCCCAGUCCUACCCCUUUCUCCAGCUGUAACUAUAUAACCCAACCCCCUGUCCUACCCCUUUCUCCAGCUGUAACUAUAUAACCCAACCCCCUGUCCUACCCCUUUCUCCAGCUGUAACUAUAUACAUGAAAGUAGACUGAAAUAUUACAAACUGUUUGACAUAGAAACACCCAUUUUCGGCAGGUAAAAAAAAUGAAAUGAUGAAUAACAUUCCACCCAUGAGGCCUCUAGGUAAUUUGACUGCAGGAAAAGGCUACUAGAGUGGAUAUAAUGGUAGGGGAGUGCCGUGGAUCCACAGAGCCCCCCCCAUGCCAUUGGUCAUACUGGGGUUAUUGAUCCGGUGUAUCGAGGCGCUGUAUUGGCUGCUUGAUCGUUCUGCUCCAUGCAGCAAACGGCUGAAACAGGGCUAACCUUCACUGAUGAGUCAAUAGGAUGGCUGUUUUAAACAUGAUUAACUUCUGAUCUAUGGUAAUGGCUGAAACAGGGCUAACCUUCACUGAUGAGCCAAUAGGAUGGCUGUUUUAAACAUGAUUAACUUCUGAUCUAUGGUAAUGGCUGAAACAGGGCUAACCUUCACUGAUGAGUCAAUAGGAUGGCUGUUUUAAACAUGAUUAACUUCUGAUCUAUGGUAAUGGCUGAAACAGGGCUAACCUUCACUGAUGAGCCAAUAGGAUGGCUGUUUUAAACAUGAUUAACUUCUGAUCUAUGGUAAUGGCUGAAACAGGGCUAACCUUCACUGAUGAGUCAAUAGGAUGGCUGUUUUAAACAUGAUUAACUUCUGAUCUAUGGUAAUGGCUGAAACAGGGCUAACCUUCACUGAUGAGUCAAUAGGAUGGCUGUUUUAAACAUGAUUCACUUGUGAUCUAUGGUAAUGGCUGAAACAGGGCUAACCUUCACUGAUGAGUCAAUAGGAUGGCUGUUUUAAACAUGAUUAACUUCUGAUCUAUGGUAAUGGCUGCAACAGGGCUAACCUUCACUGAUGAGUCAAUAGGAUGGCUGUUUUAAACAUGAUUAACUUCUGAUCUAUGGUAAUGGCUGAAACAGGGCUAACCUUCACUGAUGAGUCAAUAGGAUGGCUGUUUUAAACAUGAUUAACUUCUGAUCUAUGGUAAUGGCUGCAACAGGGCUAACCUUCACUGAUGAGCCAAUAGGAUGGCUGUUUUAAACAUGAUUAACUUCUGAUCUAUGGUAAUGGCUGAAACAGGGCUAACCUUCACUGAUGAGUCAAUAGGAUGGCUGUUUUAAACAUGAUUCACUUGUGAUCUAUGGUAAUGGCUGAAACAGGGCUAACCUUCACUGAUGAGUCAAUAGGAUGGCUGUUUUAAACAUGAUUAACUUGUGAUCUAUGGUAAUGGCUGCAACAUGACCUCUGUACAGGCUGUGGAAUAAUCUGACAUACAGGAUGAAUAUCAUUUAUAACUAGGUUUAUAUUGACACAUUAUACAUAUACUGUAUAUUUGGCUGUUUAUCUAUUGUAAUGGAAGUCCAUUGUCAGCUAUGUACCUAUUGUAUGAAUGAAUAAAAGUCUUUAUCUCCUGUA
This is a messenger RNA of Oncorhynchus masou masou (cherry salmon), 4801 nucleotides long. RefSeq names its product cytoplasmic phosphatidylinositol transfer protein 1-like. The record is from RefSeq and is a predicted model, not a curated record. NCBI's taxonomy places the organism in Eukaryota, Metazoa, Chordata, Actinopteri, Salmoniformes, Salmonidae. The transcript is spliced from 10 exons. Bases 391 to 1305 code for a protein of 304 amino acids. Gene Ontology annotation, cellular component: cytoplasm. Gene Ontology annotation, biological process: phospholipid transport. Gene Ontology annotation, molecular function: phosphatidylinositol binding; phosphatidylinositol transfer activity.